This is a messenger RNA of Prunus armeniaca (apricot), 240 nucleotides long. The record is from the annotation of a GenBank genome assembly. NCBI's taxonomy places the organism in Eukaryota, Viridiplantae, Streptophyta, Magnoliopsida, Rosales, Rosaceae.
AUGGCUGCCAAGACAGAGUUAGGAUCCCUAACUGUCCAAGAGCUGCUCGGAAAAGGCAAAGGGGAACAAGUGCCUGAGAAAUAUAUCCAUAAAGUUGGAGCCCCAAAUGCUUCUUCCGCCCAGUUGAUGGAUAUUCCAGUCAUUGAUCUUGGCCUCCUCCUCACACCUUCCUCAAUCACUGCACAACAACUUGAGAAACUUCGAUCAGCUCUUACCACAUGGGGUUGCUUUCAGGUCUGA